AUGAAGAAUAAAGUAAUCCAGACGGACAUAAUCCAUACAAGCAGCCUGUUGAUCCACAUUGUUGCCCCGGUGUUGUACCAACCCUCCAGAGCAGGGGAGGAGACGGAUCCAAUGGCCGCCAACAGCCGACAAGGAAGGCGCACCUCCUUACCCCCAGUCCCAGAAGAGUUGCGGCUGACGAACACCUUCCAAAAACCAGACCGGCGGUCUUCACACCAGGCAGCGACCUCUGCUUCCCGACGAAGGAUCCUCAGGGAGGCGGUGAUCAGCCGCUCUGGUGGUUCUCCUGACCCUGAUCCAAUGCGGAGUCCUCCCAGGUCUGAUGUUGCGGCCCUGCCGCAGCCUCUGCCUGCACGGACACGCUCCCCAGGGCCUAUGAAGGAGCCUGUCCCUUCUCAACCUCGUCCCCUUUUCUCUCCAACAACCCUUAUAGUGGGUGAUUCGAUUACCCGGAAACUUCGGUUUGCGAAUGCAGCUACACACUGCUUUCCUGGAGCAACGGUCCCCAUCAUCCUGGGUAUCCCUAUUCCUGUUCGUGUGACCAAUAGGCCUAGAUUGUCUGACCCCUACCGUCGUGAUAGUCAGGCUUGCCGUGGUAUGCGAGUGCUCUGUCCAGUUGCACAUAUCUUAAAUUCUCCCUCCCCCAGUGUCGAUUCGGCUGUUACUCAACAGGGGGCUGCCUUGGAGUGGUUUCGGUCGUACCUAUUGGACAGGAGUUUCUCUGUCCAUGUGGGAGAUUACUCCUCAGAUACAGCCCCACUCACUUGUGGAGUCCCCCAGGGCUCUAUUCUAGGUCCUAUAUUAUUUUCUUUAUAUAUGCUGCCCCUGGGGUCAAUUUUCAGGAAGCAUAACCUUUCUUUCCAUUGCUAUGCUGAUGAUGUACAGAUUUACUUACCUGUAAAAUCUCAAUGCAAGAAAUCACUGCAGCUUUUACUUGCAUGUCUUAAAGACUUAAAAAACUGGAUGGAUGCUAACUUCCUGCAUUUAAAUGAAAAUAAGACAGAGGUCAUUAUGUUUGGACAUCCAGCUCAAUUGGAGGACAUUGUUGGUGCUUUGGGCCCCCUGACCCCCAAAAAUGUUCCUGCUGCGAAAAGCCUUGGUUUCACCUUUGACAGUGCCUUUAAACUUGAGAAGCAAAUUAGUGCUGUUGUCAAAGCUGCCUUUUUUCAGUUAAGACAAAUAGCCAAGGUCAAGGCCUAUCUUUCUCAAAAAGAUUUGGAAAGAGUGGUCCAUGCUUUUAUAACAUCUCGGCUGGACUACUGCAACUCUCUAUAUAUAGGCUUAGACCAGUCCUCUCUCUGCUGUCUGCAGCUAGUGCAGAACGCUGCUGCCCGCCUUCUGACUGGCAAAAAGAAACGGGAACAUAUUACACCAGCACUGACAUCCCUACAUUGGCUUCCUGUCCGUUACAGAAUAAAUUUAAAAAUUUUAUUAUUUGUUUUUAAGGCAAUGAAUGGUCUAGCACCUACGUACUUGUCUGAACUCCUCAAUAUGUAUACCCCAGCUAGAUCACUUAGAUCAUGCAAUCAGCAACUUUUGGAUGGGAGGCAGCGGGCGGACCGGACUGUCGGCACCACGAACCUGGAUAGCCACAACGAGGGAACCAGCGUCAGAGUCCUGAGGGUUCAAACAGGAGGCGAGGCACACGGGCUAACUGUGCACGGGAGAAAACGGAGAGACACGGGUAAGUAA
Messenger RNA from Conger conger (European conger), 1692 nucleotides. RefSeq lists its product as uncharacterized. The record is from RefSeq and is a predicted model, not a curated record. Bases 1 to 1692 code for a protein of 563 amino acids. NCBI's taxonomy places the organism in Eukaryota, Metazoa, Chordata, Actinopteri, Anguilliformes, Congridae. The transcript is spliced from 7 exons.